AUGUUGCGCAUGCAAAUGAAUCUGUUUGCCACGAGGCGGACAACGUCGGUCCUUGCGUCCUCGUUUGCGAACCUCAGCAUCACCGGCCGACGAGCUUUCACAAACGAUGCUGGCCAGCUCGACGACGCCGAUAUCGACGACUCACCCGCCAUUGCAAACACACUCGGCAAGACCAAGGCACACGCCAUCAACCUGCGUACCUACAAGCCUCGAACUCCCGGUGUUCGUCACUUGCGCCGUCCCAUCAACGACCAUCUCUACAAGGGCCGCGCUUUUCUGCCCCUAACCAUUCCCAAGAAGGGCCACGGCAAGGGUGGCCGUAAUGCACACGGCUGCGUCACUGUCCGCCAUCGUGGUGGUGGUGCCAAGCGCCGAAUCCGUAUCAUUGACUUUGUUCGCAAGAGACCCGGCCCUCAUCUGGUUGAGCGCAUCGAAUACGACCCUGGACGAUCUGCACAUAUCGCUCUUCUGACUGAAAAGGCGACUGGCCAAAAGUCGUACAUUAUUGCCGCUGAAGGACUCCGCGCUGGUGAUGUUGUACACAGCUACCGCUCUGGUAUCCCGCAAGAUUUGCUCGACAGCAUGGGCGGUGUUGCGGAUCCUGGUAUCCUGGCUGCCCGUACCGCUUUCCGUGGCAACUGUCUGCCCAUGCACAUGAUUCCCGUCGGAACACAAAUAUUCUGUGUGGGAUCCGCAGCCAAGCGCGGCGCCGUGUUUGCGAGAAGCGCCGGCACCUCCGCCACAUUGGUCAACAAGAAUGAGGAAAUGAGAGCUGACGGUACGAGGGUCAUGACGAGUAAAUACGUCGAUAUCCGCCUCAGAAGCGGCGAAAUCCGUCGUGUGAGCAAGGAUGCUGGUGCUACCAUUGGCGUUGCAAGCAAUGUCAACCACCAGUUUAGACAAAUCGGCAAGGCUGGUCGAAGCAGAUGGCUCAACAUCCGCCCCACGGUCCGUGGUGUUGCCAUGAACAGAGUUGAUCACCCUCACGGUGGUGGCCGAGGUAAGUCAAAGUCGAAUCGCCAUCCCGUCACGCCAUGGGGCAAGCCCACCAAGAGUGGUUACAAGACCCGCCGCACCAGCAACAUCAACAAGUACGUUGUUGUGGCUCGCCCGAGAAACCACGGCAAGCGCCGCACCAAGAGCUCCUAG
[Torrubiella] hemipterigena is the source of this 1149-nucleotide messenger RNA. The record is from the annotation of a GenBank genome assembly. Lineage: Eukaryota; Fungi; Ascomycota; Sordariomycetes; Hypocreales; Clavicipitaceae.